Molecule: messenger RNA, 1242 nt
Organism: Fusarium odoratissimum NRRL 54006
Lineage: Eukaryota; Fungi; Ascomycota; Sordariomycetes; Hypocreales; Nectriaceae
Exons: 2
Coding region: 1-1242 (413 amino acids)
Biological process (GO): proteolysis
Molecular function (GO): serine-type endopeptidase activity
Source: RefSeq, a predicted model, not a curated record
AUGAAGCUCGUUAUCUCUUUAUUUCUUCUUGCCGAACUUAUCGGUUUAACCCUUGCCCAGGCAAAAGUUCAGAACGCCAACAUCGAACCCGAACUUGUCGUCCCAAACAGUUAUAUUAUUAAAUAUAAAUCGAAGGCUUCCUCUAGCAGUAAGAAGAAGCAUGAAAAAGCCAUUCACAAAAAGGCUAAAAGCAAGGGAAAAGAGGGCAUUGUGGAUAAUAUCGACCUCGAUGGUUUCAAAGGCUAUGUCGCCGAGAUUCCCUCCUCGGAACUUCAGGAAGUCAUUGACUCUGACCUGGUCGAUUACAUUGAGCAGGAUACCAUUGUGAACGUCUCUGCUGUUGCAGCCCCUAGCUUAGGCCCGAUCACGAAACGUGGAUAUACCAGCCAGACAUCUGCUCCCUGGGGUCUUGCCCGUAUCUCACAGGUCUAUUCUGAAAAAGGUGUAGACGCUCGCUACUCUUACGAUGCAACGGCUGGUGCUGGUUCAACUGUUUAUGUCCUCGAUUCGGGUAUUCGAACUACGCAUAAGGAGUUUGAGGGCCGUGCCUUUUGGGGAGCUAAUUUCAUCAGCGGCUCUCCUGAUACAGACGAGUACGGCCACGGGACACAUGUUGCUGGUACUGUCGGUGGCAAGACCUACGGCGUAGCUAAAGGCUGCAGGAUUUAUGCUGUCAAGGUGAUUGAUAAGAAUGGCAGUGGCACUAUGUCCAAUAUCCUUCAGGGCCUACAGUGGGCUGUCAAUCACGCCAAGUCCCGUGGCAUCACCAAGACGAGCAUUAUCAAUGCAUCUCUUGGCGGCCCCUAUACCAAGAUUGGCAAUGCUGCUGUCAAAGCUGCCACUGAUCUCGGGAUUACUAUCGUUGUUUCAGCUGGCAAUGAUGGGGCUGAUGCUGCCGACUACUCACCUGCUUCUGCUCCAUCGGCCAUCACUGUUGCCGCUAUUGAUUCUGCUAGUUAUCGCACUUUAUGGUCAAACUAUGGCAGCGUGGUAGAUAUCUUUGCGCCUGGUAGUGAUAUACUCAGCGCGGGGCAUCUAAGCGACUCUAGCAGUGUAUACAAGUCAGGCACAAGUAUGGCUGCGCCGCAUGUUGCUGGUCUUGCGGCGUAUUUCAUGGCAAAGGAGGGACUUCGGGGCUCUGUUGCUGUUACUAAGCGUAUCAUCGCCGCUGCUGAUACCACUGCUGUUGGAUACGCUGUAGAUAGUCCUCAACGUGUCGCUUAUAAUGGUGGUGGCAAAUAG